Messenger RNA from Cooperia oncophora, 885 nucleotides. The record is from the annotation of a GenBank genome assembly. NCBI's taxonomy places the organism in Eukaryota, Metazoa, Nematoda, Chromadorea, Rhabditida, Trichostrongylidae.
AUGUAUAUAAGUGGUGUUCCUGGAACAGGAAAAACUGCCACAGUAGUAUCGGUUGUUAAACAACUAAGUCAGAAUAAAUCAUGUCCUAAAUUUUCAUUCGUAUAUGUCAAUGCUAUGGAGUUUGUGGAGCCGAAAAAGAUCUUCGUUGCGAUUUACAAUCAGAUUACUGAAAACGAGAAACGCAUAUCCGCUGAAGCGGCCCGCAGGAAACUCAAUAGAAUGUUUGAAAUGUCCGAUAAACGACGUCCACCGAUUGUGAUUCUCGUCGAUGAGCUUGAUCAGCUUUGUACUAAAAAACAAGAGGGUGCGGCGCGAAUUUGCUUCCAGCCGUAUGAGUUCCAGCAGAUAGAAUGUAUCAUUCGUGAUCGCCUCAAAGAGUCUGCCAACGCUAUUGACGAAGGCGCUGUACAGUUUGCCGCAAGAAAAGUUGCUGCUGUGACUGGUGAUCUUCGCAGAGCGAUGGAUUUGUUACGGCGUGCUAUCGAGAUCGCGGUUGAACAGGGUGCAAAGAAGCUGCUUGUUGAGCAUGUGCUGUCUGCAACUCGUGAGGCAUCUUCUACACUGCUUGUACACUUCGUGAAAGGGCUGUCCAAGCACGGUUUACUGCUAUUCCGUUCGGCGAUAGCUCUGGCAGAAAAAAGGGAUGACUUCUCGUUUGCUGAGCUUCAUGCACAGUACUUAUCGUUUGCCACGAACCUCGAAGGUAUUGAGCCGCUGGUUGAGUCAAUGCUCAUUUUGCUUGUUGGACAGUUGUGCUCGACGAAGCUGUUGGUUCAAGCGUCUGGUAAUCACAUGCUUCGACGGCGUAUUCGCUUGGGAAUGUCGUAUCAAGAUGCUCAGUCAGCUAUCAGAAUUCGUGAGAAUGCUAACAAAGAAAACCAAUGA